UACGCGUCUAUCACGAGUCAUUCAUCGGGUAUCCACGAUUUGCUCUUUGCCUGUCCUCCUCCGCCUCUCUCCACCUCCUCCGGGGCACAGACGGGUCUGGCCAUUAUUUCCACGCUUCCACGCCGAUUUUGACCGUCAGUUUGAUUACGGGUGCCAGUCGCAACGCACGCGCGAUUUUGGCGUGCAUACACACCUCCUUCACGCUUCUCUCGCACGAUCACGAGGAACGUGAACGAUCGCCGGCGUUCUACACAUCAGGAUCGUCGUCAGGAUCCGCCGUCGGAAGCUUCGCCUUCCCUUCGACUACUACCGCGACCACGUCGACUGUGGGAGUUUGCGGAGGAUUCGGGCGCAGCUGCUCUUGUGUGGGAUUUUCAGCAGCGAUUGGCAUGUACGCGACAUAGCGAUCUCUACCCUCGAAUAACGCGAUGUACAGGACUCACGGAUUAAUUAGCAUGCUGCCGCUCGUCUGGGCGUUCGUCCUCUCGAACUUGUCGAUCAACGUUUCAGCACAGACCACCUGUAACGGCGGUUUGGGUAGGGUUGUAUACGAGAGACUGCCAGAUCAACAGCUGCAAGGGUUCGACGACGAUGUGGUGAGAGACUCGGCGCCUCCGUUUAGGGUUCUGGAAAAGUGUCAAGAGCUCUGUCUGCGCGACAGAACGGCGACGAACAACCUGGUCCGAGCGUGUACGAGCUUUGACUUCCAGCCUGGUAGCAGAAUUGCGUCCUUCAGCGGCGCCGCCGAGUACGAAGAGAGUACUUGCUAUUUAACGAGGGAACAGGCCCAGCCAGAGGGCAUCGGAAAUCUCAUGCUCGUACCGAAUAGCGUGCACUUCACUGAAGUGUGCCUGGCAUCCGACAGGAUAGAGAGGGAGUGUCCGAAUCGCCGCUACGUGUUCGAGCGGCAUCCGAGGAAGAAACUGAAAUUACCCCUGACGGAUAUCAAGGAGGUCAGCGCCGCUAAUAGAACCGACUGUGAGGACAGAUGCCUGAAUGAGUUCAGCUUCGUCUGCCGAUCGGCGACGUACGACACUGCCCUAAGAAGUUGCUCCCUCAGUCGUUUCACCCGAAGGACUCAUCCCGAGCUACUGGAGGACGACCCGAAUUCCGACUACUUGGAGAAUACCUGUCUCAAUGCGGAACGACGAUGCGACGGACUCGCAGUAUUCGUCAAAGAGGAGAACAAGCGUCUACGGGGCCCGUUCGAGGUGGAUAUAUACACAAAUCUCACGUUAGACGAGUGUCAGGCAUUAUGCCUGAGAGCGGAGAAGUACUUCUGUCGCAGCGUCGAGUUCGACGAGCAGACUCGACAGUGCGUUAUAUCCGAGGAGGAUUCCGUCUCGCAGAAGGACGACAUCGGCAUUAGCAGCAGCCCCAGUCAUCACUUUUACGAUUUGGUGUGCUUAGAUAAUCCGCGUGGCUCGGAAUACCCGGACAGCAGUUCGACGUCUCACCUGUUCUCCGACGGACGUCGGCCCGACACGGCUUUCCAGCGUUAUCGGAACUCGCGGCUGAGCGGUGAGUUCCACUCGGAGAUCACCGGACGCAGUCUCAGCGAGUGCCUGGACGAGUGCCUUCGACAGACGAGCUUCCAGUGUCGCAGUGCCGUCUACUCUGAGCACUAUCAUAUCUGUCGACUGAGUCGGUUCAACCAGCGGGACGGCCACAGGAUCAUCUACGACGCCGAUUAUGACUACUAUGAGAAUCUCAUGCAUCAAUAUCUGGAGGGUGAUCGCGAUAGUCCUGGAUACAGACCAGAUCCUUUGGGACAGGACACAAACUUCGGACGACCCUCUCUAGGAAGACCGGGCUAUUCGGACGAUUACGAUAAAGGAUACCCGGGCAGCGCAAAGCCAGAUCGAUUUCCCGAUCGUGUUCCUGAUCGUUAUCCAGAUCGUUAUCCAGAUCGUUAUCCAGACCGUUACCCGGAUCGUUACCCGGAUCGUUAUCCCGACCGCUAUCCGGAUCGAUAUCCCGACCGUUAUCCAGAUCGUUAUCCUGAUCGCCAUCCUUUACCAGCCGAUCGAUAUCCAGAUAACAGGUAUCCUUUAGGCGAAUCGGACAAUUACCCGGACCGAUAUCCUCUCGGCGACCGAUAUCCCGACAGAUAUCCCGGUGGAGAUCGUUAUCCCGCUGGAGAUCGUUAUCCUACGGCGGAUCGUUAUCCUUCCUCGGAUCGUUAUCCAGCCGGUGAUCGUUACCCAAUUUCGGAUCGAUAUCCGAUAUCCGAUCGAUAUCCUAUCAGAGGUGGAGAUCGUACUCCCGCAGAUAGAUAUCCCAUUCCCGAUCCUGGAACUUUGGACAGAUAUCCUACAACCGGCAGGUAUCCUAUUGUGAUACAUGGUGUCCGAUAUCCAUUAACACCGAGUCGAUAUCCCACUGACGUCACCGAUCGAUACCCCAAUAUGAUCGACCGGUAUCCUUUCGCUGACGAUUCGCUGGACCGAUAUCCUUCGGGAUUAGGUGGUGGCAGGACUCCCACUGAUCGGUAUCCAGCUACUGAGAGAUAUCCUGAUGCGAAGGAUCCUUAUGCGAAUCGCAGGUAUCCGCCGCCAGGGCAAGGGGUAUAUUCGCACGGAUUCAUCGACGAGAUUCGCGGUCCUCAAAGCCACGGUGCCGAUCGGCCUCACUACGCAGGAGGAGGAUCUUACGGUCCAGCUCGGCCCGUCGGAGGAUACGGAGGAUACGGUGGCGACGGGGGCGGUAUCGUAGGUGGCGGAUACAUAGGCGAAGGUGGUGUCUACAAUUCGCGUCCGUUUGGAACCGCCGGAGGGCCCAUCAUAGGCAGACCUCCGUUGGUAUCUAGGUGUGAUGAACAAGACAAUUUCAGGCAAGUCGGACCUCACACCAGAGUGAGGAAGCCAUUCGUCAGACGAUACACCACCGCCUCAUCGUUGGCCCAGUGCGAGAGGGAAUGUGCGGACGCUAGAGACUUUGUUUGCAGGUCCUUCAAUUACCGGCCGUACGCCGCACCUUACGGAGCCGAGAGGGACAACUGCGAGCUCAGCGACCGGGACUCCAGGGACAUGGACAUGGGCAACCCGGUUUAUUACGACACGGGCUCCGAUUACGACUUCUACGAGAGGAACAACGGUCGUCAAGGCGCGGACGGGGAAUGUCUGGACGUGAGUCAAGUCUGUAGCGAGGACGGAAUGGAAUUCACCCUGAGGACACCGGAGGGAUUCAUUGGGCGAAUUUACACGUACGGAUACUACGAUCGAUGUUUCUUCCGCGGGAAUGGCGGGACCGUGAACGUACUUCGCAUCAGCGGACCUCAGGGAUAUCCGGAGUGCGGCACACAGCGAUAUGGCGAUACGAUGACGAACAUCGUGGUGGUGCAAUUUUCGGACUACGUGCAAACCGGGCGGGACAAGCGAUUCAACCUGACGUGCCUAUUUCGAGGCCCUGGAGAAGCUGUCGUCACAUCCGGCUACAUCGGUGCCGGAUCAGGGUCUCCUAUCCCCAUCGAAUACCUCCCAGCGGAAAACACCCUGAGUUCCAGAGUACGUUUGCUGAUCCUCUAUCAGGGAAGACCCACGACCACUAUCGCGGUCGGUGAUCCCCUCACUUUCCGACUCGAGGCUCAAGAUGGAUACAAUUACGUGACGGAUAUAUUUGCCACCAACGUCAUCGCGAGAGACCCUUACUCCGGCAGAAGCGUGCAACUCAUCGACAGAUACGGCUGUCCAGUAGACAACUACGUGUUCCCAGGACUGGAUCGUCUCCGUGACGGCGACAGUCUCGAGGCCCGCUUCAACGCCUUCAAAAUACCCGAAUCAAAUUUCCUGGUGUUCGAGGCGAACGUGCGGACAUGCCGCGACGGCUGCCAGCCGGCAUAUUGCUCCGGAGGUACCGGCAGAAGCGAACCCUCCUUCGGCAGGCGGCGGAGAGACAUAAAUAACGACACGGUAGCGGAUGAGGACGAAAUGUCGCCGAUAACCGUGAUGGACGGUGACGUUAACAACGCGACGAUUUUGAACGCGACCGGCGCCGCGGACGAUGAGCCGGAGGACGAAGAGGAGGAAGAGCACGUCAGAGAAAUGAUAGAGGUUCUUGAUUCGCGAAUGGACAUCGAGGAAGAGAGUGCGGUUGAAAAACAAACUAGGAUCCUGGAAAAUAUUUGCGUUACUCAGAAUGAAUACUACGGGUUAGUCACAGCGGUCGGAAUUCUCGUCGUGCUCUUGGCCUCCGUCGUUUUCUUGUCUAUGCUCGUUUACAGGAAAUACGUUUACGCCGUAAUUAUGAAAAAUCGUAGACUCGAUAAAACUUGUAACCGUAGUAGCCGCUCCGACGAGCCCUACAGCAGUCGAGUUAAUAAUUUCUCGUUUAUGAGAGCCGGUCUUCAGAAACCAUUUCAAGCCUCAUCGAUCUCGAGAUCAAUGAGCAACGUGAUCAGCCAACGUCUAGCCUCGUCGUCCACCGCUUUAGAAGGUGCAGUGGGAUUAUCAGUAAGUCGACGCGGUGACUUCGAUCCGAGCGAGCCCAUUUAUACCGACCCUUCGCUCUUCGAGGUAACCCGCUGCACAAACGCUGCGAAGUCGGCCCUCAACGACAACUUUCAUCUUAUGUAAGACGAAGACGCGAGAUGAUCGAUCUUCAAAUUUGCAUACUAGCGAGCGAUGUGUAUUCUAUUUAUUUACUUUAACCGACGCGCAUACGAAAUUGACUAACAAAUUCACGAUGAACCGGCAUCUACUGCAAUUCAUUUUACCACUACUAGUCAAUAAUCCCCUGCCAGUACUACCACUAAUCACGAU
This is a messenger RNA of Harpegnathos saltator (Jerdon's jumping ant), 4760 nucleotides long. It is a transcript of the gene nompA, whose product is annotated as no mechanoreceptor potential A. Gene Ontology annotation, biological process: anatomical structure morphogenesis. The record is from RefSeq and is a predicted model, not a curated record. The transcript is spliced from 20 exons. Lineage: Eukaryota; Metazoa; Arthropoda; Insecta; Hymenoptera; Formicidae. Bases 429 to 4574 code for a protein of 1381 amino acids.